Messenger RNA from Sitodiplosis mosellana (orange wheat blossom midge), 450 nucleotides. Its product is annotated as tigger transposable element-derived protein 6-like. Gene Ontology annotation, molecular function: nucleic acid binding. NCBI's taxonomy places the organism in Eukaryota, Metazoa, Arthropoda, Insecta, Diptera, Cecidomyiidae. The coding region runs from base 1 to 450 and encodes 149 amino acids. The transcript has a single exon. The record is from RefSeq and is a predicted model, not a curated record.
AUGGAGCAAUGGCUGAUUCAAUUCAAUCGAAAAAUGGUGAUUCAAAAACGUAAGAUUUUGUUAUUCCUUGAUAACGCAUCAAGUCACCCACAUUUGAAGUUGUCAAACAUCGAACUUGUGUUUUUACCACCAAAUACGACAAGUCACACUCAACCGUUGGAUCAAGGAAUUAUUAAUUCCUUUACAAUCGAAACGAGUAAAUUAUUGGAUACAAGCAAUUCAAGCGAUGAAGAUGAUGAAGAUGACGCAUACGUUGAAACCGACUCGGCUAUUACACACGGCGAAGCGUUAAUGUGUUUGGAUCGCAUCAAAGCAUAUACAUGCAAAGAAGGCCUGAGCACAUUGCUGUCCAAAACUGCUGAAUGUGCAAUCUUGAUUCAAGAUAAUGUUUUCACAAAACGAACCAAACAAACGACUAUCGGCGAUUAUUUCAAGAAAACGUCUACGUAA